Molecule: messenger RNA, 1601 nt
Organism: Erythranthe guttata (spotted monkey flower)
Lineage: Eukaryota; Viridiplantae; Streptophyta; Magnoliopsida; Lamiales; Phrymaceae
Product: PHD finger protein-like protein
Cellular component (GO): cytoplasm
Molecular function (GO): zinc ion binding; ubiquitin protein ligase activity
Source: RefSeq, a predicted model, not a curated record
AAAUUGGGGCUAAAUUUGGCGGGAAAAUUUAUUUCCAGCCCUAAAAUUUCACCCCAAAAUAUUCAGUUUUCGAUUUUUACAAAGAACCCUAAGUUCCCUCGCGCAAUUUCAGAACCCCCCAUCACUCUUUUAACUUUUAUCUCACGAUGGCAUCUUAACUCCUCCAAUUUCGCCCUGUAAAUCCUACCUUCUACAAGUAUCCUCGAAGAUAAAUCUCAAUUUGGCGGGUUCGUUCUCUUUAGGGAUCGUUACGAACGGUUUGCAGACCCAUAUGGCUGACGUGUUUGACGACGAGGUUGAUGCCGAGCCCACGAUUUCGAUUGGGGAUUAUCUAAAAGCUGUUGAAGAAGAGGAACUGGAAGCAGAUUUGGUCCUGGGAGGUGACGAGGGCAAGGAGUGUACCUAUAGCAAAGGAUAUGUUAAGAGACAGGCAAUUUUCUCGUGUUUGACAUGCACACCCGAGGGGAACGCGGGUGUCUGCACAGCCUGUUCCUUGUCUUGCCACGAGGGCCAUGAGAUUGUGGAACUAUGGACCAAAAGAAACUUCCGGUGUGAUUGUGGGAAUUCGAAAUUCGGGGAGUUCUUCUGCAAGCUGUUGGCUAGCAAAGAUGUAGAGAAUUCAGAGAAUCUGUACAACCACAAUUUCAAAGGUACUUACUGCACCUGCGAUCUGCCGUACCCCGAUCCUAACGUCGAAGAGCAAGUCGAGAUGAUUCAGUGCUGCAUUUGCGAAGACUGGUUUCACGAGGAGCAUAUCGGUCUUCAGUCUUCUGACAAGAUUCCAAGAGAUGAAGAAGGCGAGCCUCUAUACGAGGAUUUUAUAUGCCAAGGGUGUGCAGUCGUUUGUUCUUUUCUAACUUCCUAUCGUCAAAUCAUUUCAGUAUCGAACACUUCGGAUACUGGAAAGGAAAAGGCUAUUUUAGACAAUUCACACACGAUAUCUUCAGGCAAGAUGGAGAAUGGGAGUUCUUCGAGUUUAACCAAUCAAGAAGGUGAACUUAAGGUUUGUACUGAAGCUGCGGGCCCAAGUGGAAAGUGUGUUAUCGGAGAAGUUAUAGGAAAUUCGCCAACUGAGUCUGAAGGCGAUAAAAAGCCGUUUUUUCUUUCUAAAAACUGGAGAGAAGUUCUAUGUAGGUGCGUGAAAUGCUCGGAGUUUUACGCACAGAAGGGAAUUAGCUACUUGCUUGAUAAAGAGGAUUCAAUUGCUGAGUACGAGAGAAUGGCGAAACAGAAAAGAAACGAGAAUAUGGAGAGGCAAGAGGGCGUUGAGAUGAACUUUCUGAAUAAUUUAGGUCAUGUCGAGAAGAUGGAGAUACUUAGUGGAAUUGCUGAUAUGAAGAAUGAACUCUUUUCGUUUCUGGAAUCUUCGGACCCUUCGAAGGCUAUCACGACUGCCGAUGUGCAGCAGGUUUUUGAGAAUCUUGCCAAGAAGAGGAAGCGCCCGGAGUAAGUUAUCGAGCUAUUUAUGUUAAAAAAAAAACGAACCUGGAUAAUAGUAAUGCUUUUAACUCUGUGUGUGUGUGUGUGUGUGUGUGUGUGUGUUUCUGUGAAGUUUUGUAAACUCUGGUUUUCGAUUAUGGAUCUUGUGUAGUUAGUAGUGA